GCCGUGCAGUGAGUGAGAGCGACAGAGACCAACAGGGGGAGAGUCAGAGAGAGAGAGAGAGAGAGAGAGAGAAAAGAGAGCGAGUGAGAGGGAGGGAGACUGGAACUCUAUUCCACACAGACAAACCCACAGAGGCUCGCAAAAAGCCGUCUUGCCUGCAACACACUCACUCUCUUCCUAACACCGCUUGCAGUGGAUUCUCCAUCUUACUACAUACGUCUGCAGGUCAUUUAGUAGAGAAGCCAGCCCUACCCGCCUCAGGGGUCAGAAGAAUAGAGAACAACAUGUGACAAUCACUGCUUCACAGUCGACAGCAUGCUUCGAUUCCUUUGGACCAUGGCUCUCUUCUUCUGGUAUUAUUUGCUACUUCACAGCCGAGCUCUGGCCGACGAAGAGGCCACUGGGGAACUGACACCAUCAAGCAAAAAUUCUCCUGAAGAGAAAUCUAGCAUUUACUCGUGGCUUCCAUCCAUGCCCAAGUUUUCCUCCAUACCAACAUUUGGCAUUUUUGGGAGCUCAGGUGGCAAAAAUGAAGAUGCUGUCUCAACUACAACUACCAAAGGGGUAACAGAACUAAUCGGUCUCUUUCAAGACCACACGGGAUCAGGAGAAGGGAGCAAUUCUGAGGAAUCUCAACAAACCACAACAUUGACUCAAGGGCACUUUAUGAGUGUGACAAAGAUAAGAACUGAGCCACCUCCCACUGGGACAUCAGAUUUGCCAUACAGCAGCAUUGCUCAGAGCAACACUGAGACUUUUGUUUCUCCCACAAGCAGCCAUAUCAGAAAUACUCAGUUCACAAACAGUCCUCACAGAAGUAACACUCCUGAACAAAACACAACACAUAUGCUAACACCAUGGAGAUCCACAUCAGCAGAGACUUCUAGCACAGGUGCCACUGAAAAUCCUCUCCCCAAUAGUGUUUACCGGGAGACCAUCUUUCAUACAGAAAGGAUUUCUUCAACAAUCCCACCAGAAACUACAGUUCCCACUGCCCUGACAUGGAAAACAGUCCAAACCACAACACCCAACCCGGGACUGGUGGAGACUAUUCAAACCAGCACACACCUUCUGGGGCAUGAUACUCUUCCAGCCAUUUCAGAAAGUAAUUUUGUUGGGGAACAAGAAGAUUUAUCUGUUAGUGUUGCGCUUCACUCAGUUAAAGAAACAUCAGAAAUUCACUCGACACAAAGUAACUGGAACUUGGGCUUGUCUGAGAUUAGUCUGGUGAACACUGAGCAGCAGCCAGGGGUUACUUCGACUUAUCUAAAGACAGGUCCUACCAUGGUAGAAGGCACAACCUCAGACAUUAACCCCACACAGAACCCUUUAGACUUUAGUUUCUCUGAGACCAGUACGGUGAACUUCCAACAACAUUCAGAAGUAUUUUCUGCUGCCCUCAAGACGGAUCAUAACUUAGAAGUGGUCAGGACAACAUCAGAACUAUACCACAUACAAAACUACUUAGACUUGGGCUUCUCUGAGACCACUAUGAUGAUUGAUAAACAAGAGCCAGGAGUUUUCUCUUCUACCCUCAGGAAGGAUUCAAAUUUAGUGGUGGCGACCACGAAAGCAGAAAUCCAGACUACACAAAGCCAUUUGAACUUGGGCUUCUCUAAGACGAGUAUGGUGAAUGCUGCACAACAGCCUCAAGUAUUCUCUACCACCCUCUGGAUCGAUCGUAAUUUAGCUGUGGAAUCCAUACUAAGCACGACUCAAAGCCAAAGGGCCAACUUUCCAAUUGUAGAAGAGCUACCAGGCAAAGAGACUAAGGAAGAGGAGGAAGCUGUGGUUACUUCAACUACAGACGGGGAUGCUGACACACCUUUGACAGACACUUCCACAUCAUCUGCUCAGCUACAGAAAACAUCCACGGAACACAACACAGGUAUUCCCUCUGAAUCUCCAUCAUUACUUCUGUACACUGAAGACUGGACAUCUAACCUACCAAACAGUGACAGCACCUUACUUCCAGACUGCAAUAAGGAACGCUCUGGAAUCUGCAACCUCUCCUACACCUGGGAUGCCACUACUUCCCUGAGAAUGAAACCCACACAAAAUAUCACUGCCACAAACCAGUCAACCAACGCCUUCCUAAUCCCAGCUACACCCAUGUUGGUGCCCUUAUACACUGACUGGAACAGUGCCAUAGCGGCCUGGGGCCUGGCAUGGGAGGCCCAUGUCUAUGGUGCAGGGGGAGUCUUUGCAGUGCUAACACUCACCUCUGCACUCAAUCUGCUUUGCUUGCCACUGAGAUGUCCAUCUGGGUGUGGCUAUUUUGCUCUAGUCAGCCUGUUCCUUCUAGCUGCUGCAUGCACCAGGUCCUUCUCCCUUCUUUAUGAUGCCUAUGGCCACCAGGAUCGCAUAUCCUCCACAGAGGCAUCGCUCAUGCUCUUUGAAGCACCUUUUCCCUGUCUUACUGCAGCUUUCGGUUUGGUUUUUCUUCUCCUCUCAAUGCGCUCAAGAAUGCAGCUCUCAUAUUCAGCCUUUCAGAGACCCUGUUUCCUGGUCUGUCUAGUUGUCUUGCACUUUGCUGCUGCAUUUGGUCCAGUGACUUUCUUGAAGUUCUAUCGGCAAACGCCCCCUUUGUGCCUCUUUCUGUCGCUGAUCUCUCGUGGAGCCUUUGUGGCACUCGCAACAUUUCUAUCUGCUGCCUAUUUUGUUUUCUAUAUCUAUGUUCGGGCAGACUCAAAACACAUCUAUCAUCUGAACAACACAUCUCCAACACCAGCUGAACGCUACAACCGCUGCCCAUUUGCUGAGAGUCGGGAUUGGAACCGUGCAGCUAUAACCGUUUGUCUUUCAGCGUUGUUUUCUUUAGCUUGUGCAGGACUGCAGUUUUAUGCAAUGCUUAAUGCUAUGGGUGUUAUUGGUGGGCAGGAGGUCUUCUACCCUUGGCCCUGGUGGGCCUUCCAGUUUAGCUGUAGACUGUGUGAACUUUUGGUCUGUUUCACCUUAGCUUUAGUGGUUGCUCAACCAGUUUUUUGUUCCGACCAGCUUCCAGCAGCUGGAAGUUGUUGGACUGAACUCCUAGCAUCCAAGUCCCCCAUCCUGCCUGGGACCUACCAGUGGACACUCAGCCAGCAGGAGAAGCUUGCUAUUGUUGACACUGUUGGACUUGGAGAGACAGAAAGCCUUCCACUUUACACUCUGAUGGAUGAGAGGCUUGGAAGCAGCCUGAAUGGCUUGGACCUCCUCUACCACAGCAACCGGGCCUUAGUAUAUCGAGAUCUUGACUUGGAUUUAGGUUUAUUGUGUUCAGAAAAACCUGAGGACGGGGGAGGCAGAGAGCCCUCAGGUGGAUCUUCACUUUCAAGCGACUCCACUGCAGACCUGCGACCCCCUUCACCUAUCAACUUGCGCCGUAGCAUAGACGAAGCACUCUUCAGUGAAGCAUUGUUUCCCAUGAGCCUCUUCAGUCCUGUUAGACCUAUUCGCUGCAGUGACACAUCUGUAAACAACCACUGGACGCUUCCAAGCAAUGGCCCCUGUGAUCCUCUCUCCACCGACUCCAGUCUUUAUCGACCCUCAUCCUGCCUUGAAAUGGCCACUCAGCUACAGUUUUCUGCCAGCCAGUCUCAAGGCGUAGCCACAGAAGGGGCUCCAACAUCUCCCUCCACAGGCUCAUCCUCCAGCAAUUCAUCAGCUGAACGUUGGAGAAGCAGUUCCUCGUCCUGCUCUCUGUACCGUGCCUCUCUUGAUGGCUCCUCUCUUGUUCUUUGCCCAAGUUCAGAGAGACAUACAAGGCAGCUUCCACAGGAAGGCUCAAAUGUGGCCUCCCAUAACCCACAAAGACACUACCAAGCUCUGGGAGCUGCCUCACAGGAAAGCCUGAACCUGUCAACUGAGACAGAUCGAUCUGUGCAGCAGGAAUUCAUUACAGUUUGCAGACAAAUGGAUUCUUUAAGCAUCUGCAGUGAGACUAUAGAUUUAUAAAAACAGACUCUUAUUAAGAGGGACCUGAAAUGAGUGUCUGCUUUGUGCAGCAAGAUGAUUGAAAUUUGAAAUGAUAUUUGAUAGUGCAUGUCAGCUUUAUGUACUUCUUAAACACGAUAGCUGCAAAAAUGUUUCAGGAGGUUUGAUAAGACUUCUUGAGGAUUUAGUGAAUGUUCCUGUGAGUCUAAGUGCCAAGACUGUCAAAAGCCAAGAGACUGUUUGUAAAUUUUACAUGUCUUAUAAAAGCAGGUGAUGGUAGUUAAAUUAAGAGUUACUUUUAUUAAGUGGUGAUAUAAUAAGGAGGUAUUUGUACAAAUGUUUUUAUGGCAUUCCAACAUUCCAAUAGGUUGUACUGUGACAAAUAUAAGCUCUUACCUGCUACUGUUGUAAUAACCUACAUAAGUUUAGUUAUUAUAACAAAUACUUAGCCUGGAUGUUUUUUUUCCAAAUGUAAACAUCUCAUAUCUACAUGUUUCUCUGAGGUAUGGUGCAGCAGUGCCCUCUGCUGGCAUGUGAAGAGUAUAUUUAGAAUCUGUUUCAAUACAGUGUUGUAAGAGUGUGUUAGCUCCUUACAGAUUUCAUCAGUAUUUGCUUUUUUUUGCCACACAUAAAUGUUUCAAAUAAUCAAACAAAUCUUGAUGUUAGGUAAAGAUAAAAUAGAAAUAUAAAAUUCACUUUU
This is a messenger RNA of Xiphophorus maculatus (southern platyfish), 4615 nucleotides long. RefSeq lists its product as uncharacterized. NCBI's taxonomy places the organism in Eukaryota, Metazoa, Chordata, Actinopteri, Cyprinodontiformes, Poeciliidae. The coding region runs from base 316 to 3936 and encodes 1206 amino acids. The record is from RefSeq and is a predicted model, not a curated record. The transcript has 4 exons.